AUGGCGUUCCCUAGUUUGGCAUUCAUAGGGAGCUGGAUUAUGGAAUACCAUGAUACUCCACGAGAUCAGGACCUGGAAAAUUUAAUUGAAGUAAAUUCUAAUGUACCCAAAAAUAAGAAUGGAAGGCGAGAAGGCCAAGUCAAUGGAUUGACUGAUGCUCCCAACAACUGGUCCACCAGAACGACUACCCAUUCUUAUGAAGCUAGGAAGAAUUUCAGUUCCAAUGCUGACACCGGGCCUGCAGGACCAAAGGAUACUGUUGUGUACACGAGAACAUAUGUGGAGAACAGUAAAUCACCAAAGGAUGGCUACCAGGAGAACAUUUCUGGAAAAUACAUACAGACUGUUUAUUCAACUUCAGAUAGGUCUGUCAUUGAAAGAGAUAUGUGCACCUACUGCCGAAAGCCCUUGGGCACAAAAACCAAAAUGAUUUUAGAUGAAUUACAAAUUUGCUGCCAUUCCACUUGCUUCAAGUGUGAAAUAUGCCAACGGCCUUUGGAAAACCUGAGAGCGGGAGACAGUAUUUGGAUUUAUCAACGGACAAUACACUGUGAACCUUGCUACUCCAAAGUUGUGGCAAAGUGGAUUCAAUAAUUCUGGCACAUGGAAAUCAAGAUGAAAGCAUUCAUUAAGGAAUUAAAAAAUUUUAUUUUAAGAAUAUGUAAUUUAGAAAAGCUUUUACUCUGAAGAUUGACUUUUGUAUCCAAUGAACAAUUCUGCUAUUGCAUAAAUAACAUAAUUGCCUUCAAAAAGGUCAUAUACAUAAAGGGAACCAUCUGUUAUCUGGAUAGAUUCAGUCAUCAAAAAUUCAAGUGGUUUCAGUUACCAAUGUCAAAGGAAUGAUGCUCCUGAUGGCUGUGAGCAUCGUCACCCCAAGCAGGUCCACCCCUGUUCCAUUAAGCUGUGCAUCAUGAUUUCUAUUAUAAACACAUUUCUCAUUGUCUCACCUUUGUUUGCCUAAGAAUUUGGAUUUGUGGACAUUAUUGACAAACUGUCAAGAAAGCAAGAUAUGU
Messenger RNA from Myotis davidii, 1013 nucleotides. Its product is annotated as sciellin-like. Gene Ontology annotation, cellular component: cytoplasm. The transcript has 8 exons. Lineage: Eukaryota; Metazoa; Chordata; Mammalia; Chiroptera; Vespertilionidae. Gene Ontology annotation, biological process: epidermis development. The record is from RefSeq and is a predicted model, not a curated record. The coding region runs from base 1 to 594 and encodes 197 amino acids.